AUGAUUUUUCACGGUUUAUUGCGAAAUCAUCCAGAAUUGAAACCAUUGUGGAUAUUUGCUGCUAAAUUAGAAACAGAAUCGGAGAUCCGUAGUAAUCCACAAGUGAGAUAUCAUGCAGCAAAAAUUAUGCAUACAUUAAAUGAAAUUAUAUUAAAUAUCGAGGAUAUGGCUAAACGAAAACGAUUAUUAGUAGCAUUAGGCAGAAUACAUUUUAAUUAUGAAGUACAACCAUGUUAUUUUGAGUUUGCGAGUGUAGCAAUGGAUUCUGUUUUGACUAGUUUGCUUGGUAAAAGUUAUAGAAACAGAAUCGGAGAUCCGUAG
This is a messenger RNA of Didymodactylos carnosus, 321 nucleotides long. The record is from the annotation of a GenBank genome assembly. NCBI's taxonomy places the organism in Eukaryota, Metazoa, Rotifera, Eurotatoria, Philodinida, Philodinidae.